Molecule: messenger RNA, 2297 nt
Organism: Mugil cephalus (flathead mullet)
Lineage: Eukaryota; Metazoa; Chordata; Actinopteri; Mugiliformes; Mugilidae
Product: leucine-rich repeat-containing protein 10B
Exons: 1
Coding region: 790-1998 (402 amino acids)
Molecular function (GO): protein binding
Source: RefSeq, a predicted model, not a curated record
ACUGGUGAAGGGAAGCGGCUAACAUCAGGAGCACAGCCAGAGUCAGCGCCGCAAUUUUCCAAUAUGUGCAAUUUCUUUCUCCGGCGCGGAUUAUAACUCCGGAGACCCGGGCCUCUAAUGGGGAGCAAAUACAUUAACUAGUGGACAGACUUCCAUUAACUGUUACUCUUUGCCGCCGGCCAGGUCACAGAGCUGCGCGACAAACACUGAGUGAGUUUAUCCACCGACACCGGGCAGGAAGAGGCGCACUAAACCGACUCUUUAGCGUGCAGAAGCGGUACUUUUUUUUCUUCUUCUUCUUCCCGUUGUGAUAGAGGGAGCGGAUCAGGUGACCUGAAAGGCUGCGCGUUAUCUUUCUCUGAAGAGCUUCAAGGAAGUCAGAGAGGAGAUGGGAGGGUAAGGACCGCAAGAAUUCAAUUUCAGCUCAAAAUUCAGCUGCACUUUGUUGAGUUCAACUACCAGCAGCACUACUAUUACUACUAUUAUUAUUACUACUACUACUACUACUAUUACUACUACUACUAUUAUUACUACUAUUACUUCACAGUGUGCUAGAUAUUCCUCAUUUAUAGUUCUCUGAUGAAGCAGUGCAUGAAGGGACGAAGAGACACUUGACGAACAUGGCUGCAAGAGCAUCAACUAGCCUGGACCACGAUGCUGUUUGCAGCUGGUGGGUUCAACCACAAAAUACAAGCAGCUCCCAGGCCGAGGGUUAACUUGUCACAGAUACUGCCUCGUCAAAUGACUCUGCCCUGACUCACGCAGGAGUCAGGCGCCGCGGGCCACAACAUGGGCAACUCUUCCAGAAAGGGAGAGGGAGAAGAAGAAGAGGAGGGAGAGAAGGAUGCUGAGGAGGCAGAAAUUACAGAGAAGAAGAAGGAAGAGGAGCCGGAGGUGGAACUUCCUUUGGGAGUGGAGGAGUUGCUGGAGAGCGGAGAUCCCGUCCUGGACCUGAGCUAUCGUAAAUUUAAGCGUUUACCCUCACGCGUUUGUGAACUGGAUCAUCUGGAGAAGCUUUAUGCUUGUGGAAACAGCCUGCGCACUCUGCCUGACGGCAUCUCCCAGCUGCACGGCCUGAGGGUGCUCGCCCUGGACUUCAACAAGAUGGAAGACAUUCCCCAGGCUGUCUUCCAGCUAACCAACCUCACUCGCCUCUACGUGGGCAGCAACCGACUGAUGACCCUCCCACCUGAGAUGAAGAACCUGCAGAGUCUGCGCUGUCUCUGGAUGGAGAGCAACUUUUUCAUGACAUUUCCACGGGAGCUGUACGACCUACCCAACCUCAAGUCCCUGCAGAUCGGUGACAACCGUCUGAAAACGCUGCCUUCUGACCUCUGGCGUAUGGAGUCUCUGAGGGGAUUGUGGCUCUACGGGAACCGCUUCGACACAUUCCCCAAAGUCCUGCUGCGCAUGGAGUCCUUGGAGAUCUUAGACCUGGACCGCAACAAAAUAUCAGAGAUUCCCAGCCUGAAGCGUCUCAAAGCCCUCCGCCUUUUCUCCUACGACCACAACCCAAUCAAGGAGCCUCCUAAAGUUGGAGAGGAGGUGCUAGUGGUCGGGGAAGGUGCUGCAGAGUUCUUGGAGGUGCGCGAGGCCAGAAAGGAAAGGCGACGAAAGGCCGCGGAGGAAGAGGCAGAGGAGCUGGCUCUGGCGGGAGAGGAGCCGGUGAUACAUGGCAUCUUGAAGAACAGCGGCUCCAGCUCGAAACAAGCUGCAAAUGAAUCCGCGGCGACCACAGAGGACGCGGACGUCAGAGAGGAAGAGCCACCGGUGAAGGAGGAUGAUGAGGAGGGAGGGUGCGGGGUCACAGAGUACGGCGGAGCCGAGCUUGAAUACGAUGAAGAGGGCGUCGAAUAUGAGACGGAGGAGCUGAUAUGUGAGGGAGAGGGCUUUGAGUACGAGGGAGAUGAGCUGGAGUACGAGAGGGCUCAGAUGGACUAUGAGUAUGAGGACAGGGAGGAGCUGAUUGACACCGGGAGACAAGACGAAGGGGCCUGAAAACAUCCAGAUGAAGUGCACGCAGGUGGACGUGGAUUAUUAUUUUUAAAGACACAGAAGGAGUGUGGGACUUUUCUUAGCUGUGCUGCUGAUUUAUAAUCUGCUAACUGUGAAAACAAAUGAGCCGGGCAUUACGUUGCUGUUAAACUAACACAGCACACGCAACAUCUCACUUCGCUGCAAAUGAUCCGAUAAGAGCAGGACUCAGGUGGACGUUGUGUGUGAGUGUACAUGUGUAUGGUGGUUGCAUUCUGAGUGUACUCAGGAGUUUUCCAUUAAAUAUUAACUCUGCUAAUGAA